AUGUGCAACACAAACACCACGAUUCUCCAACUUUCCCCAUCGUACGGGCCGUACCAACUGCCCCCCCCCGAUGUGGGCAUCGUUCGAGAUCCCCCUUCACAGCAACAUCACGAUCCUCGAUGGAAUGUACUUGUCGUGACCAGGCUUCAACGCGACGCGCGAGCAUGUAUUUUUGUCGAGGUGGUUCACUGCUCAGACGCUCCAUCGGCCCUACGCUGCAGCGUGUUGGCAUUGGACGACUCGAUCUUUUCCGACGAUGCCAACUACAACAAUACGCCACCGACAGCCCCUGUGAUACUAACCCCGCCGCUCUACACGUCGCAAGUCAUGGCCUCAACGGACGCUACGGACGUUGCGACUGUCGUGCGGGGGCUGCGCAGUAUGGACGCUUGCCUCGCACCUUGGAUUUCCACGCAGUACUGUUGGCUGGACUUUGGCAAGACGUGGGACAUGGCCAACUCUGCCAAACUACAAGCUUGGUGCCACCAAAACUACGCUGCAAACGGCGCCGUCAUCCGCACUCCCGUUGCAAACGAGUCGGAACGAAGCCGACUGUGGUGGCUGGCCGUUCAACGCUCGCGACAGGCGACGUCAGAACGUGACGAAGUGAUGCACUGGCGCGGGUGGAAUGUGACGGUGUUCACCCCCGACUGGCAAAACUACAAGUCUAUUCGGUUGGUCGACACGUUCGAUGCCCUGGAACUAAAGUACAAGUCGUUCAAGGUGGACCUUCAGUUUCCGUGCGUACUCGCCGCGUGGACAACCAGCGACAGCGCGCAUCGUCAUGACCAAACAUUGGCCGUGGGCGGCAACCUCUUGUGCGACAACACCAACACAAAAACUCCGUUGGCGGAUGACCUCGCCGUGUUUUCCGGGACAUGGGCAUGCAACAGCAUAUUGACCUAA
This is a messenger RNA of Aphanomyces astaci, 906 nucleotides long. RefSeq lists its product as hypothetical. The transcript is spliced from 4 exons. The coding region runs from base 1 to 906 and encodes 301 amino acids. The record is from RefSeq and is a predicted model, not a curated record. NCBI's taxonomy places the organism in Eukaryota, Oomycota, Saprolegniomycetes, Saprolegniales, Verrucalvaceae.